AACAGGCGUAUGAGUUGCGAGGCUGUAUGGCUGUAAUUUUGUGAUGGACAGAUGAAGUAUUCCCUCCUCCCAUUCUCCUUCGAAACUCUCCCUCUCCCCACAAAACGUCCUCAAAACCCUGCAAAGCUGCUCAUAUCCCUCAACUCCCAACUCUCAAGCCUCACUAACUCCCACCAGCACUCUCGAGCUCUCCUCCUCUCCACCCAAAUCCACUCCUCCCCCUUCAUCUCCCCCGACCACUUCACUCUCUCCAGCGCCUUCAAAUCCUGUGCCCACCUCCGUGCCCACAUUCUUGGUUCCCAGCUCCACUCCCUCGCGGUUCGAACAGGCCUUGUAUCCUUCUCUCACGUCGCAAACUCUCUCCUCUCCUUCUACUCAAAAACCCAUGCGCCUGAUGUCGCUCGAAAGCUCUUUGAUUCGAUAGCAUACCCUGAUGGUUACUCUUACACCACUAUGCUCUCGGCGUAUGCCAAGAGCGGUCAGUUUGAGAGAGCUCUUCAACUGUUUGAUGAAAUGCCUGAAACAAGCACACCGGUUUGGAAUGCGAUGAUAACAGGGUACAUUGAUCAUGGGUAUCGAGGUUGUGCUUUUGGGUUUUUUGUUAGAAUGAAUCGCUUGGGAAUUGGGUUCGAUCGAUAUACUUUUGCUAGUGUCUUGAGCAUUUGUGAUUCGGUGGAGUUUGUGGGUUUCGGGCGCCAGGUUCAUUCAUUGGUGAUAAGAAGCGGGUCUGUAGAGUUAAGUGUUACGGUGGUCAAUGCAUUGGUGACGAUGUAUCUUGAUUGUGAAGCUGUUGAGGAAGGGGUUAGUGUGUUUCGAGAAGCAAAGAUACGUGAUGUGAUAACUUAUAAUGGUAUGAUUGCGGGAUUUGUGAGAUGGGAAAGAGAAGAGGAUGCUCUCUUGGUGUUUAAGGAGUUGAUAGGAGAAGCUUGUUUAAUACCCACAGAGCUAACCUAUGUGAGCAUUAUGACUGCUUGUGCGUCUAAGGAAAUCAGUGAGCAAGUCCAUGGUCAAGUAAUUAAGGUGGGUCUGGAAGAUUCACUAUUGGUGUGCAAUUCUGCAGUGGCUAUGUAUUCAGAUUCUGCAAAUUUGAUCAGCGCUAGACGAGUAUUUGAUAUGAUUUACGAUAAGGAUGUUGUAUCUUGGAAUUCUAUGGUAUCAGGGUACAGUCAACAAAAUUUGCAUGAGUCCGCAAUCAAACUAUAUUGCGAAAUGUUGAACGAAGGGACUGAACCAGAUGAAUUCACUUAUGGGAGCCUAAUAGCGUGUUUACCAGCUGCAAAGCACGCAGAAAUGGUCCAUGCCAUAGUUGUACAAAAUGGGUUGAUCGCAUUCAUUGAAGUUUGUAAUUCUCUUAUAUCGACAUAUGCUAAGUGUGAAGAUAUGGGGAGUACGCAGCGGAUUUUCAUUGAGACGUCUUUCAAGAAUCUUAUCUCUUGGAACUCAAUUAUUUCCGGAUAUAUGCUGAAUGGAUUGCCUAUGGCAGGCUUGCAGUCUUUUUCUAACCUUCUGAAUUCAGGAAAUAAGCCAAAUUCCUACACACUGAGCACUGUUCUAAGCACUUGUGCAACUAUCUCAACUCUGAGAUUUGGCGAACAGAUACAUAGUUAUAUUCUUAAAUCUGGUUCUGAUUGUGAAAUAGCCUUGGGAAAUUCUCUCAUUACAAUGUAUGCAAAAUGUGGAGACUUGGAUUCAUCUUCCAAAGUUUUCAGAGGAAUGAGCCAAAGAGAUCUGGUUUCUUGGAAUGCGAUAAUUUCUGCCUAUUCACAGAAUGGCGAUGGGCACGAAGUAGUCCAUUACUUCAGAGUGCUGCAAAAAGAAGAGAUUUUGCUUGACCAUGCCACCUUCACCACUGUUCUCUCUGCCUGUAGCCAUGCUGGUUUGGUUGAAGAGGGCCAUUUAAUUUUCUCGUCCAUGAUCAAAGACUAUGACAUAGAACCGCAACUGGAUCAUUAUUCAUGUAUGAUUGAUCUUUUGAGUCGCGCUGGACAUUUAAACGAGGCUGAAAGUUUGAUUGGUAGCAUGCCAUAUGGGGCAAAUUCUCAUAUUUGGUGGGCAGUGCUGAGCGCUUGUAGCACUUAUGGUAAUGCGAGGCUGGGGAGAACGGCAGCUGGAUUUCUUUUGGAGAUGGAACCAGAGAAUACAGCAGUUUAUGUUCUUUUAUCAAACAUAAAUGCAGCUCAGGGAAAUUGGGAAGAAGCAAGUAGCAUAAGAGAACAAAUGAGAAAUAAAGGUGUUGUGAAAAAGCCUGGAUACAGUUGGAUUUGAAUCAGAGAAUAAUUUCACUGAAGUAUCUGAAAGAGUCUAGAGCGUGUGACCUGAUGCAAUGAUCAUGUAAUGUUGGAGAAAGAGCGGAAUAGCGGGGAAAACGCCUAUAACAACCUAAGACGCAACUAGCAGAGAGCAAUCAUACAGCCAAUUCUGAUGGGGCAGCUUGCAAAUUGAUCCGAGUUAAGUGAGCAGUUGAUUGAAUAGACACCCAGCUGUCAGAUGUGUAUUGGACUUCUGGACUGAACCAGAUCUACAGUGUGAAACGUUGCAUUAUUUAUGAUGGCUCAGACAGAAUGAGUGAGCAGUUUCAAAGCUCGGAG
Molecule: messenger RNA, 2588 nt
Organism: Asparagus officinalis (garden asparagus)
Lineage: Eukaryota; Viridiplantae; Streptophyta; Magnoliopsida; Asparagales; Asparagaceae
Product: pentatricopeptide repeat-containing protein At3g49740
Exons: 4
Coding region: 52-2265 (737 amino acids)
Biological process (GO): RNA modification
Cellular component (GO): intracellular membrane-bounded organelle
Molecular function (GO): protein binding; RNA binding
Source: RefSeq, a predicted model, not a curated record